UCCAUGAAUUUGUGCUUAAGUGUUUUGUGACUUGCGAGUAACUUCUUUUUUCCCUGUGUAAUAGUUUUCCUCCCCGGACCUGUGACCUUCCUGCAGUGCGAUCGUGUUCGCAGCACACUCUGGUGCAGUCACCGGCAUGUUCCUGAGCUGAUCCUCAUGUUAUUUUGGGGGUCAGCUGUCCCGUGAACAGGACCCUCCUCCUCCUCCCGUUCUUCUUCCGUCUGUUGCCGUCUCUUCUUCACCUCCUUCACUCUGCUGAUCCUGUUCCAGAAAACUGACAAUGGAGACGUCGGUGGAAGCAGCUGAGGUGUUGGUGCCUCCCACAUCUGUCAAGGCAUCUUCACUGGAGCCUGAGAGCAGUGAGGGCGAGACGGCAGGUGUGGCUUGCUCUGCCUCCUCUCCUGACAAUCCGGACUCUGUGGAGCAGUUCAGUCGACGGCUGGAUGACAUCAUUCACAUGUAUAGCUCCGCAGCCGGCGUCCUCGACAAACAGAGUGGGGUGGAGGCAGAGGUGGAAAAGGUGAAGGAGGAGGCAAAAGAUGACAUCACAAGCACCAUGGACACAGGUGACACAG
This is a messenger RNA of Haplochromis burtoni (Burton's mouthbrooder), 575 nucleotides long. RefSeq names its product beta-taxilin. The record is from RefSeq and is a predicted model, not a curated record. Gene Ontology annotation, molecular function: syntaxin binding. NCBI's taxonomy places the organism in Eukaryota, Metazoa, Chordata, Actinopteri, Cichliformes, Cichlidae.